Laccaria bicolor S238N-H82 is the source of this 789-nucleotide messenger RNA. RefSeq names its product GPI-anchored small secreted protein. The transcript is spliced from 5 exons. NCBI's taxonomy places the organism in Eukaryota, Fungi, Basidiomycota, Agaricomycetes, Agaricales, Hydnangiaceae. Bases 1 to 789 code for a protein of 262 amino acids. The record is from RefSeq and is a predicted model, not a curated record.
AUGAUCCUGAUUCCUUACGCACGAUCAUUUUUUAUCCGACCAACAAAGAUCGUUACACAGGCCCCAAUACUUAGCCUCAUUCUCGCAACGCGGUGCGCCGCUAUCUCAAGUCUCCACUUUGUAUUCGACUGCUAUUGGACUGCUGCCUCGACUUGCCUCGAGGCUACCAAUAAACAAGCCGCCGCCUGUCGCCGCUUUCCAAAACAUACCCCACGGCGAGAAUGGUCUUCGCCACGUCAUGACAGGCGAAGUUUCUCAAUACCAACCAACUAUACGCCUCCCCCAUAUGGCUUCGCCCGAAUUCCUCCUUAUCCAUUCCCUCAGUGCAAUGAAAUUUUCUUCGAUCUUAACACCCAUGCAUUGGAUGAGACUCUGUUGAAAGCUCGCCAUCUCUACUUAAGUACUCCGAGAAUUCAGCAUGUCGCAGGAUGGGACGGCCUAUACUACGAUCUCGGCGUUCGACACCCAGGUCUUCUUGUUGUGCUAGGAUGGCGUUACUUCACAAAGUUCGCGGAGCCUCAAACGAAGUCUGGGAUAAACUUGAAGACCCUGACACUCAAAAGCGGCUUCGGAAAUGGGUUCCCCCUUCGCACAAUACUCCAGGAGAUUCAGUUUUCAGGUUUACUUGCGGAAGUUCAAACAGCCUACUGGGAGGACGUAAAGGAGAUGCUUUAUCGGCGUUGGCCGGUACUAGCCUUCACCCAAAUCGGCUGGAGGGGUUGUUUCUCCUCAAUGACGACAGCAUUUCCCACCUUGUUCGGAUCAUGGUCUCCUUCCACCAAUAUCUAG